Messenger RNA from Hermetia illucens (black soldier fly), 1206 nucleotides. It is a transcript of the gene RpL5, whose product is annotated as 60S ribosomal protein L5. Gene Ontology annotation, biological process: translation; ribosomal large subunit assembly. The record is from RefSeq and is a predicted model, not a curated record. The transcript is spliced from 4 exons. Gene Ontology annotation, molecular function: 5S rRNA binding; structural constituent of ribosome. Gene Ontology annotation, cellular component: cytosolic large ribosomal subunit; ribosome. Lineage: Eukaryota; Metazoa; Arthropoda; Insecta; Diptera; Stratiomyidae. The coding region runs from base 150 to 1046 and encodes 298 amino acids.
CGAACAUACGAUUAUUUCCGCCAGUUUCGUGCAGUUGAGGCAAUGCCGAAAUUUCCCCUCCAUCAUCGGCCUUUUCUUUUCUGCACCGACUUGCGUCAACUCGGAUGCUGGUCCGUGUCGCGCUAAUUUUCCCGUAAUAUUUUAUCAAAAUGGGGUUCGUUAAAGUUGUGAAGAACAAACAAUACUUCAAGCGUUACCAAGUUAAAUUCAAGAGGCGUCGUGAGGGAAAGACUGACUACUAUGCCCGUAAACGUCUCAUCUUCCAAGACAAGAACAAAUACAACACGCCAAAAUAUCGGCUGAUUGUUCGCCUGAGCAACAGGGACAUUACAUGCCAGAUCGCCUACUCCAGGAUUGAGGGUGAUCGCAUCGUGUGUGCAGCCUACUCGCAUGAAUUAGCGAAAUAUGGAGUGAAAGUUGGUUUGACAAACUACGCCGCCGCCUACUGCACUGGCUUGCUUGUAGCCCGGCGUAUCCUCCAGAAGUUGGGGUUGGACUCGCUCUAUGCUGGCUGCACUGAAGUCACCGGCGAGGAAUACAAUGUUGAACCCGUCGCUGAUGGACCCGGUGCAUUCCGUUGCUACUUGGAUGUUGGCUUGAGUCGCACAACCACUGGAGCCCGAGUUUUCGGAGCCAUGAAAGGCGCUGUCGAUGGUGGCUUAAAUAUCCCGCAUUCAGUUAAGCGUUUCCCCGGCUACUCGGCGGAAACCAAGAGUUUCAAUGCUGACGUACAUCGCGCUCACAUUUUCGGCCAACAUGUUGCCGAUUACAUGCGCACCCUCGAGGAGGAGGACGAAGAGGCGUUCAAGAGACAAUUCAGCAAGUACAUCAGUUUGGGAAUCCGCGCUGAUGAUCUUGAAGAAAUCUACAAAAAGGCACAUGCUAACAUUCGUAGCGACCCAUCCCACAAGAAGGUCGAGAAGAAGGCCGGCAUUGUUAAGAAGAGGUUGAACGCUAAGAAAUUGACCCUCGAACAGCGCAAACAACGUGUAGCUGAUCGUAAGGCAGCAUUCUUGGCAAAACUCCAAACUGAAUCCGAGGCUUAAGUACACUGUGUGCGGAGUGGAGGGGCAAGCCUGAAAAGUGCUUGCCAAAUAAUUUUACAAUGAGAAUAAGAUCAUUAAGGAAUGUCUAAUUGUAAUUGAGUUUUCAUACUGAAGCCUUGAGUGUUUAUUUUAAACGAAUAAACUACUAAACUGAAAAGAU